AAUGUUUCACAACGGAAUGGAACUCACGAAAACAGACAACUUCCAAUGUCGAGUUACCAGCCAAGGACGACAUUACCAAUUUAAAUGCGUCGACGGAAAAUGGGUUGAAAACACAGCGCUUCUUGAAAAUCACUCAGCAUCAUUUGACGCGCUAAGUCAUCCACGAGGCAAGCGAGGGUUUUUGGAUGCACUUGGGUGUCUUAUGACCUUGUUCAGCUGUUUGUGGAACAGACCACGUCCAAGAGACACAAACCCUCCAAAACUAGUUUGUCCCGACGGUGAUAAGAUCAGAUAUGGAGAAAUAGAACCAUUUCAAACAUACAGAAAAGUGUUUUGGUCAGAACCAACAGCCGAAGACGACAGAGAUGGGACAAUCAGGGCAAUACGACUCAAUGGGCGACCAUCCGGACGCCAUUUUAAAGAGGGCCCAACAACAGUUACAUAUGAAGCAAAGGACAGACAGGGGAACUGGGCCAGAUGCGACGUUGCUAUCAAUGCUGAAUUGGUGCGAUGUCCGAAACCUACGACAAUUACAAAUGGAUACUUUAUCUGUCAUCCAAGCACAGAGUUUGUACUGGAAGCCUGGUGCAGGUAUGGGUGUUAUGAAGGAUUCGACCUCGUUGGUGAGACCGUCCGAAUAUGUCAGAGAAACAACAUGUGGUCGGGAACUAAUGCUCCUUCUUGUAAACCUUGGAAGUGUCCUUUACUUCCGAGCAUUGAAGGAGCAGGUUUACCUCAAUGCACAAAGGGGACGAGUUUUCAAAGUGUGUGUUCCUAUGAUUGCACAUUGGAUGGGUUUGACAUGCCACAACACGUUGCUAAAGCCUUAGUUUGUUCCAAGGAAAAACGCUGGAGAAAGAACGGAGAGCCUGCCUGUAUAGACGUUGAACCAACCGUGUUUAAAACGUGUCCAAGUACGUUAGUCGCCGGGACAGAGAGAGCUUCGAAAACAUCACGAGUGAUAUGGAAGAACCAUCUCGGCUACGCACCAGGCACACGGGUGCUGCCGGGAAAAUACGAUAUCGUAUAUGGCGUUUUUGAUGCUGCGGGAAACAGAGGCAGAAACUGCCAGUUCACUGUCAUUGUUCGAGAUAUCAAAUGUUCGAGAAUUUAUCCCACACCAUUUGUAAGAGUUCAGUGCCCAAAUGGCACUAGAACUGGCUCAAUAUGUGAAAUAUCGUGUGAGCCGGGAAAGACGCUCCAAGGCACUAGCGUAGUCACCUGGGACCAAAGUGCAAAAGGACUGUAUGGUCAAUGGAAUUGGAAUGACGAUGGGCAGUCUACCUGCAAACAAACAUCCCAAUGUUUAAAAAUAACUCCACCGAGACAUGGAGCGCUUGCUUGCGACAAUUGGCUAGGCGGAUCAUUUUGCCAAGCACAGUGUCAAAAUGGAACAGAAAUACCAAGAGUAAAUUUGGAAACUCUCUAUGUUUGUUCAGAUGAUGGAAACUGGAUGCCCACUUUACCGCAAUUUACACCAUGCAAAGCUGCGCGUUAUUCGCACAUUCUCAGUAUGCCUGUCGAAGUACAAAAUCUGUAUUAUGGAGAUUGCACAGACAAAAGCACACAGGAACAAAUAGCGAAGAACUUUAUUCAGCAGAUGAUGUCAAGUUUAUAUCAACCUGAGGCAUGUCCGGACAAUAGUGAGUGUGGACCUGAAAACGUGCAGUUGAGUGUCCUGAGGGCACGUACUAUCAAGGACAAAUUUACGACAAUGAACCUACGUGUUUACUGUGCCAAAAAGGAACCACAUGGGAAGUGGAGUACAUGGGGAAACUGGUCAGAAUGUACGAGAACCUGUGGAGAUGGUAUAGUGACAAGAAAACGUCUGUGUAACAACCCUACACCAGACAAUGGAGGCAAAACGUGUGUUGGAGAAGAUAUAGAUGCAAAAGAUUGCAAUAACACUGAUUGUCCAGUAUGUCCUGACUUCAUAGCUCCAGUAAAUGGGUCCGCAGAAUGUGUGAAUUCCUCAGAAACGAUCAAUUGUACAAUUGCAUGCAAUGCUGGUUUUGACUUUGAUAGUGAGCCCAUGGGCAUGUAUUACUGUGGAGCAAACACCUUUAGUGUAUGGAACUUCGAAACCAACGCAAAUCCUACACGACGUCUACCAAAAUGCAAAGAAGUACUUAUACCACCAUCCAUCAGUAUAGUUUAUUCGGCCAGAUACAAAGAAUUGGUAUGUAGUUCUAAGCGCGUGGAAACUGACGUGAAACAGACAAUUUUAGAUAAAGUCCGAGAAAUUGUUGACACCAUUCCAUGCAUAAGAAUAAAAAAUUGUACUGUUACGGAACUUUCCAUAUCAAGUUGCGAUGACAAUGCACGGAAGAAGCGCUCAAUUGAAAAUGCUGGAUUUAUCUUGGAAGUAGCCAGGGCGCCUAAAGAUGGAAAUGUUGAAGAAGUGGCAGUGGAAUUAGAAUCCGUUUUCAACAAAAUCAAAGAUGAGGUCUAUCAAGGGCAGUUUACCGUCGAUGUGCUUGAAAAAAGCUAUGAACUUGACCUCAACCAAACUGAUGUACAUGGCAACGCCGAAUGUGAGAAAGGUUACACACGAGUCAGUUAUUAUUGUGUUCCGUGUGGCAGCGGUUCAUAUCUUAACGUUGACUACUGCGAGCCCUGCCCUGUGGGAUUCUAUCAGGACAAGGACGCUCAGUUGUCAUGCAAACUGUGUCCAUCGGGGAAAACCACGCUCGGAGAAGGUUCAGACCUUGUAAUGGACUGUUCAGUCGCAAAAGAAGAAUCAAAUGUGAAUGAGGCAAAAGUAACAGGAAUCGCAGUUGGCUGCAGUGUUGGGCUCUUUGUGUUAGUCGCGGUAGCGUUUAUUUACCGACGAUACAGAGCAUCUACGGGAAAACACGUGGUACUGUCAGACUUCUCCGCUGCAACGGAACGGCCUUAUAGCUCAACUGGUGUCCUGGAAAUGAAGUCUUAUGAAGAUGCGAGGGUAAAUCACGACAUGCCAAGAUUAGAGAGGUUUACAACGUUAACGUCGCAAGAUGGUCGUGUAAUGCAUUCUAAGCCUUGGAAAAUGUGACAUUUUAGAGAAUAUUUUGAGUUUGAGUUGAAGAUUUAGGUGUUUGUAAGGUAAAAUGUUACUUAGACAUCGCUAUUGACGCUUUUAAUUUGGUUGCAACUACAUUUCUGAGGAGCGAUUUACUAAUAAAUUCAUUCGUAUUGUGUUUAACGAAAUAAUAUGCUUGGUUUAGUGAUUAUAAGGAAUAACAUUUAAAUGACGCCAAUGAAAAGAGACAAGAACAAUGCUGCAGCUGCAAGUUUACUUUAAAUGAAUAGGAUAUUUUGGUCAUCUUAUCAAAAAACGUUGGACAACACAUCGUAAGAUGUUCAGCAAGGAUUGUGUUAAGGUCGCUAAUAGAAUCGAAAUU
Messenger RNA from Mya arenaria, 3383 nucleotides. RefSeq lists its product as uncharacterized. Lineage: Eukaryota; Metazoa; Mollusca; Bivalvia; Myida; Myidae. The transcript is spliced from 20 exons. The coding region runs from base 2 to 3034 and encodes 1010 amino acids. The record is from RefSeq and is a predicted model, not a curated record.